Messenger RNA from Choloepus didactylus (southern two-toed sloth), 942 nucleotides. RefSeq names its product vomeronasal type-1 receptor 4-like. Gene Ontology annotation, cellular component: membrane. Bases 1 to 942 code for a protein of 313 amino acids. Gene Ontology annotation, biological process: G protein-coupled receptor signaling pathway. Gene Ontology annotation, molecular function: pheromone receptor activity. NCBI's taxonomy places the organism in Eukaryota, Metazoa, Chordata, Mammalia, Pilosa, Megalonychidae. The record is from RefSeq and is a predicted model, not a curated record. The transcript has a single exon.
AUGUCCUCCGGGGAUUUGGCAACAGGCUUGGUCUCCCUAUCCCAGACUGUAGUUGGGGUGCUGGAGAAUUUCUCUCUUCUUUACCAUCAUAUCUUCCUUUACAUCACUGGGUGCAGGUUAAGGUCCACAGAUUUGAUUCUCACACACCUGAUUGUAGGCAACUCCUUGUUCAUUCUCACUAAUGGGGUCCCCAGGACAAUGGCAGCAUUUGGGUUGAAAGAUUUCCUCAAUGAUACUGGAUGCAAACUUCUUCUCUACUUUCGCAGUGUGGGCAGGGGUGUGUGCAUUGGCAGCACCUGUGUCUUGAGUAUCUUCCAGGCCAUCACCAUCAGCCCCAGGAACUCCAGGUGGGCAGAGAUUAAAGUGAAAGCUCCCAAUUACAUCGGCCUCUCCAUAUCCCUGUGCUGGCUCCUCUACAUGCUGAUAAAUAUCAUUUUUCCUGUGUUUAUGACUGGCAAUUGGAGAAAUGAUACCAUCAUAAAGAGAAAAAAUUUCGGGUACUGCUCUUCUAAAUUUCAUAAUAAAAUCACAGUCUCACUGUAUGCUGCAUUGUUAUCAUUCCCUGAUGCUCUGUGUUUGGGGCUCAUGCUCUGGGCCAGUGGCUCCAUGGUUUCCAUCCUGUACAGGCACAAGCAGCGGGUCCAACACAUCCACAGGACCAGCCUCUCCCCCAGGUCCUCCCCUGAGUCCAGAGCUACACAAACCAUCCUUUUACUUCUGAGCAUCUUUGUCUCCUUUUACGCCCUCUCCUGCAUCCUUCAGGUUUGUAUUUCUCUUUUUGAUAAUCCCAGCUUGUUGCUGCUGCAAAUGAAUGCAAUAUUUGCUAUGUGUUUUCCCACUGUCAGCCCCUUUGUUCUCAUGGGCCGUGAUUCCAGUGUACCUGGGGUCAGCUUUUCCUGCAGAAGGAAUAAAAAUUUCCCUAAUUCCAUCAGGUAUAUGUAA